This is a messenger RNA of Lolium rigidum, 1364 nucleotides long. RefSeq names its product plastid division protein PDV1-like. The transcript is spliced from 2 exons. The record is from RefSeq and is a predicted model, not a curated record. Bases 50 to 865 code for a protein of 271 amino acids. Lineage: Eukaryota; Viridiplantae; Streptophyta; Magnoliopsida; Poales; Poaceae. Gene Ontology annotation, biological process: chloroplast fission.
CUCGCCGUCCGACCCAAUCCGCACGCGAACCCUAGGCUAGGGCGAGGUGAUGAGAUGGGACGCGGCCGACGCGGAGGCGGUUCUGGAGCGGAUCUGGGACCUCCACGACCGCCUCAGCGACGCCAUCCUCGCCGUCUCCACCACCCACUUCCUCACCGCGCCGCCCCAGCGCCCCGCCGCCUCUGCCCGUCGGAACAACGGGUACGUCUUCUUCAAGGACCGGCCGGAGGGAGGAGGAGCCGAGGACGGCGGCGGCGGCGGCGGGUCGGCCCUAGCCGCGGCGGCGGAGGCCAUGGCCGAGGCCCGGAGCCUGCACGCCAUCCGGUCGGCGCUCGAGGACCUCGAGGACCACCUCGAGUUCGUGCAUACUGUUCAAUCGCAGCAGCAGGCUGAACGGGAUGCUGCCAUCGCAAGGCUGGAGCAAAGCCGUGUAGUCCUUGCUACGCGGCUAGCUGAACAUCAGGGGAAGAAGUAUAGAGUCAUUGAUGAGACCUUAGCAUUUGUAGGUGAGGUUAGCGACAAGAGUCGAUUUAUCUCGCCAGAAGAUCUCCGUGCAACAGGCCAGUCAGGGGAGGAGGCAGUAGAAAAUGGGGGCAAUGGUUCCAGUAUCAUGGCAAACUUGUUAUCUGGUAGUCUAUCUUUAGCCAAGAAUUCGUUUCGAGCGGACAAGAUCGGUGGUGCUCUGGGUAAUGCGGCAGUGUUUGCAGUAAGUAUGCUCGCUUUCUUGCAGUUGCAUCAAGUCGCAUUCAGAAGUAGAACCCAACCUAUGGAAUACAGGAAGAGGAUUGAUUACAGUUACCAAUCUGGGAGCUCACAACAGGGUGGCAAAGGAAAGCAUCUUGAGGUGUACCUAGCCAGAGGCUGAGAAAUAAUCAGAUCACAUGCAGUUUGCCUGUACAGAAAAGUUUUGACCCAGUGAUAGGUUUUGUCGGUUUUGUUAGGCCACUAACCAUUCUUUACAAUGGACUGGACAGUGUUCCAUACUACUAAGGUACUAGACGUGACAUUCUUUCGGAUGGAUUUGUCUACCUUCCUCGAUACUCAGUUCUACCCCCAAAUUGUAAAUGGAUUUGUCCUUACUGAUGGAUUGUUUUGCUGAAAGCAUGUUUGAAGGCGGCCGUCUUGAGUCCCAUUCUGCUCCUAGUUGCUGCUUGAGCUCAUCCCAUGAAGACUACCCGGUUCUUGUUAGUUGUUACAUCCUCAUGAGGACUUCUCAAGGUUCUCUGUUUUACUGACUCUGUCAUGGCUGUUGUACAAAGCACAUGUGACACUUGUAUUUCUUUUUCCUCUUUAAUGGAGAUGGAGUACACUUGAGGGCAUGUGCUUUGCUCUUUCUUGUGCUUGAUGAUGCUCUCAGACUUUUC